GAAUACUGACAAGUUUCUUUACCUCGUGUAUCUUUAUGAUUUGUAAAAACUUGGUCUCUUUAAGAUUAUCUUAUUUGACGAGGAAAAGUAAAAACAAAAAUAUUAAGAUCUAGACAAGUGAUGAUGCUUUUAAAAAGUGGGGUUUUUUUUUUAAUAGAGUAGACUUGCGUGUAACAAUUGCUGACCAAAUCAAGGGGGCGGAGAUCAAUUAAUAGAGCCGUCAUCUCUAGAGAGGUGAUAUUGAUCAAGCAAAGAAAUAUCCCACCGUCAAUAUUCGUAUAAUAUCAUCCAGAUUGCAGCGCAUUGCUCGGCACCCUAGCAAAACUAGAGGGAUGUUAAUACCAGGACUUAUGUACAGCUCUAUAUAAUGAAUACAACGUGACCUGUAGAUGACUUCUGCUAAGCAGAUUGGUCAGAAAAAGAAUGGAGGUCGAGACUCUAGAGGACUGGAACUCGCAGCUAUCGCAACAGUACGUCAUCAGUACGUGCAUUCAAUCCUUCUAUUUGGUCAUCGGAGUCGUCGGAAAUAUCUUGGUCAUUGUAUUAUACAGAACCAAGAUGGAAUCAAAAAAUGAUGACAGAUAUUUCAUUCCAGCAAUAGCUAUAAUUGAUCUAAUUGGAUGUAUGUUCUCCAUCACACUCUCUCUUCUGAACAAUGAGCGACCGGUGAUGUUUCCGGGAUCUUUUACUUGCAAACUUAUACAAUUCGGAACGUGCUCCUCCAUCAUUUCAUCUUUGUUUAUGUUACUAGUAAUCUCCAUUCAACGAUUUCAAAAAAUAUGUCGUCCGUUUGGAUUUCAAAUGAAUUUGAAUCACAAAAGAUUUGCCACAGCUGUUGCCGUACUUUUAGCGUGCAGUUUUUCAAUACCGAUGCUUCUUCUAUAUCAAAGAAUUGAAGUAAAGCACGAAACUAAAAACAUCACCGGAUAUAUCUGCGGAUCCGCCCCAGGAACAGAAAAACUAGGUGAUAGCACGAGAGCCAUUUUGAUAACCGUGGAAGUGGGAGCCGUUUUCAGCAUGACUAUCUUUUAUGCACUCGUAGGUCGAAAGUUAAUUGAACAGUUUAAAAUGUCACGAAAGUUACAUGAUAUCAAUUCAGUGUCUGGCACCAGUAACAGCGGGAGUAACGAACGCUCAACGAUAAGGACGGUCGUAACUAUAGACGCAGAAGUAACCGACCAAUCCAGCAAAACCGACACUGACAAAAAGACAUUCUUACGAAUGGAUUCUCGAAAAGAAUCAUGUUCAAAUAAUUCAAAGAAUAAUUCUACAAAAGUUAAGGACAGAAAAAAAUCAACAAAUUCCGCUCGUCGCUAUUCAGUCAUGUUUAUGGUCAUUUCCUUAAUUGCUAUUUUAUGCUACAUACCACCGUGGACGUUUGUUAUUCUAGAAGCUAAAGAUUCUAAUUUCUGGAGAAGCUUAACAUACGAAGAAGUUCAAAUUUUCUUAACCAUACGUCGCCUGUACAUUGUAAAUCACAUUGCCAACCCCUUUAUUUACGGAUUCUUUGAUCAAAAGUUUCGAGGUGAGGUAAAAUCUUUGCUUUGUAGUUGUAAAUAUCGAUAGCAGUGAAAUUGUACAUUUUGGUCGUCUGCUAAAACCCACAACAACGCACACUGUGUUAUUCGCUUAUUGCUUUUAAAAAUCCACUUUUGAUAUAUCAGAAAAAAAAUAUUUUUGUAAAUAAUUAAUUGUAUAUGUACAGUCUAUUGUCAUACGUUUAGUGUCACUAACCAGGUAAUAUACAUGUACCUGUAUGGCUAACUUUCACAAUUUUUCACAUGAAUUUGACAUUGUAUGUUUUCCUUUCGUAUUAUCUCUUCAAUUAUGAAUGUAUGUUGUGAAUCGGUGGAUUUUGCCAAUAAAUUUUAGAUUUCAUUGUAUUGGAUGCAUGCUCUACAGGGUAAUUGAUUACAUUGAGAGCAUACGCCGAAUACUUUUCAUGUCAUUAUCCACUUCUGUAAUCUAUCGUCUAGUAGAUAACACUUUAUCUUAAUCCUUGUUUACACGUUCAAGAAUAAAUGUUUUCUUUUGCUCAUCACUUGGGCC
Magallana angulata is the source of this 2049-nucleotide messenger RNA. RefSeq names its product cholecystokinin receptor type A-like. The transcript has 2 exons. Bases 424 to 1566 code for a protein of 380 amino acids. Lineage: Eukaryota; Metazoa; Mollusca; Bivalvia; Ostreida; Ostreidae. Gene Ontology annotation, cellular component: membrane. Gene Ontology annotation, biological process: neuropeptide signaling pathway. Gene Ontology annotation, molecular function: neuropeptide receptor activity. The record is from RefSeq and is a predicted model, not a curated record.